AAUGGCACUUGAAGGACUUUUUCUUAAAGAUGAAGGCCAUGACAUGAGUUCAAAUCAUGAUGUUAAGUUCCCAAAACUUGGUGACAUGCUAGAAUAUAUUCUCAAGCAGCAGCCAAAUUUGUUAAAAUUUUCUGAAACAAGAGAUCAUAGACUUAUUUUUCCCUCAAAGAUGUACUUGGUUGUUAUUAAAUUUUUAUCGAAGUGCUUUGAGUCAGAAUCAGAGUAUGACAACUCCAUUGUGGAAAAAAUGUAUUUACUGCUAGAGCAUGCUAUGGCUUUUGAAGGCUCUUCUGAGUUGCAUGCCACUGCCACCAAAUUGAUGGUUAGCGUAGGAGCUUGUCUUCCAGAGAUAACAUCAGCUCACUAUUCCCUUAGAAUUUCUUGGCUAAAGCAAUUGCUUAGUCAUGUGGACUUGGAUACUCGUGAAUCUGCAGGGCGCUUACUUGGCAUAGCUUCCUCUGCUCUUCCUAAUUCUGAAGCUUCUGCUCUUCUUUGUGAACUUGUCUCCUCUGUUAGUGGAAUACACAAGUUAAAGUAUGAGGCACAGCAUGGAGCAUUAUGUGCAAUAGGAUUUCUUGCUGCUGAUUGCUGUUCAAGAACUCCUGCUAUCCCUGAUACAGUGUUCCAGAAUACACUUAAAUGCCUGAUGGAUGUUGUUAAUUCUGAGCCUGCUUCUCUGGCUUCUGUUGCAAUGCAAGCUCUGGGUCAUAUUGGGCUGCGUACACGGUUACCUCCACUUGUUAAUAAUACUAGUCAAGUUGAAGUCCUUGUAGCUUUACAUGAAAAGUUGAGAAAGCUAAUUUCUGGCGAUGACAUGAAAGCAAUUCAGAGAGUUGUUAUCUCCCUCGGACAUAUAGGUGUAAAAGAAGCAUCAUCUUCACAGCUAGAUGUUGCUCUUGAUCUGAUUUUUAGUCUUUCUCGAUCAAAGGUAGAAGAUAUCUUGUUUGCUGCUGGGGAGGCUCUAUCAUUCCUAUGGGGUGGUGUCGCUGUCACUGCUGAUGUGAUUCUCAAAACUAACUAUUCUUCGCUGUCUAUGGCCUCAAACUUUCUUAUGGGGGAUGUGAGCUCGUCCUUUUCAAAAUACUGCUCUAAUGGAAAAUGUGAGACUGAUGAGGACUGUCAUGCCAUGGUUAGAGAUGUCAUUACUAGAAGACUUUUCGAUGGUCUUUUGUAUAGCAACAGAAAGGAGGAGCGCUGUGCUGGAACCGUUUGGCUACUCUCUCUAACGAUGUAUUGUGGCCAUCAGCCAACCAUCCAACUGAUGCUCCCAGAAAUUCAGGAGGCCUUUUCGCACCUAUUAGGGGAACAAAAUGAACUUACACAAGAGCUGGCAUCACAAGGCAUGAGCAUUGUCUAUGAACUUGGUGAUGCGUCAAUGAAAAAAGGCUUGGUAGAUGCACUUGUAAACACUUUGACUGGUAGUGGAAAAAAGAAAAGAGCUAUCAAGCUUGUUGAAGACUCGGAGGUGUUUCAAGACGGGGCUGUUGGUGAGAGUCCAAGUGGGGGCAAACUUAGCACUUACAAGGAGCUUUGUAGCCUCGCAAAUGAGAUGGGCCAACCUGACUUGAUUUAUAAAUUCAUGGAUUUGGCUAAUUAUCAAGCUUCUCUUAAUACAAAGAGAGGUGCUGCUUUUGGGUUUUCCAAGAUAGCCAAGCAAGCUGGGGAUGCUCUUCAGCCACACUUGCGUUUGUUGAUUCCAAGGCUCAUCCGUUACCAAUAUGACCCUGACAAAAAUGUGCAGGUUUGUUGACUCACAUUUUCUCUAAAAAAUAGUUUUCGGAAGAGUCUAGAGAAAGAAAGUUGACAGUUCUCUUGCGGUGAGUGUGUAUCUUUUACAUUUUUUCUAGCUGGUUUUCUGGAGUGCUAGUCCUUUCCCAAAGAAGUUUUGUGGUAAUAGAAAUAAGUCUUUUGAUCUGAUAUUGGAUAGGGAAAUUUAGGACUUUUCUAAAGGAGGAAAAAUAGUUGGAUUGACAUGGUGGAAAUUUAGGACUUUUUUUAAAGUUAACAGCAUUCUUGCGGUUAGUUUGUGUUUUGUACAUUUCUUCUAGCUGAUUUUCUGCCUCACCAUUCUUUUCACCAAAGAAGCUUUUGGUAAUAGAAAUUUAUGACUUUUUUUAAGUUGACGGUGUUCUUGCAGUGAGUGUGCAUUUUGUACGUUUCUUCUAGAUGGUUUUUUAACAUGCCAUUCCUUUCAGGAAAGAAAUUUUUGGUAAUAGAAAUGAAGUCUUUGAUGUGAUCCUGGGCGAGGAAAUUUAGGGCCUUUAAAGGGUGAAUGAUAACUGGAUCCACAGCCAUUUUUCUUUUUCCAUCAUUUUAGCUCAGGGAUUAACUAGUUCUCUGAAGUCCUUUGUUCAUUCUUCUAUGUAAGAGAUCAUAAUUAUUGGAUUUGGAAAGACAAUGCCAUAAUUCUUCAUUGAGAAAUAA
Molecule: messenger RNA, 2424 nt
Organism: Carica papaya (papaya)
Lineage: Eukaryota; Viridiplantae; Streptophyta; Magnoliopsida; Brassicales; Caricaceae
Source: RefSeq, a predicted model, not a curated record